AUGGGAGACAACAAUCACCAGAGUACUCCGUCGGCGGUAGCUAGGACGUCAAGUGUCCUGACAGGCAUCACUCUCGUCGCCUCUCGCCUGGAACAAGUACCCGAGACACCCUCUGCAAAGCCUUCAACUGAACAGAACUCAGGGGGCUCUCUAUUGGGCAACCGGCGAGUAAGUAGUGUGUCUGAAGCACCACAGUCAGCUCGCCCGGCGGCGUUGAGGCAGCUUUUGGGCGAUGCGGAAAACUUCCAAAACCGGUCAAGUCUUGAUGUCUUUCAAGUGUCGAAGCAGAAGACAGGAUGGCACAACGGCGUCGGCGAUGAGAUGAUCAAAGCUAUUAUCUCGGAAACUGAAAAGGACUGCAAUCCUUCGCACCCUUCACUUCUCCUUUUGUGGGAUACUCCGCUUAGUCCCCCUUUUAACGGCUCAGCUAUGGUCACUGACUGUCUACAAAGUCUGGUAUACCUCGAAAAGAACGCUGGUGCGACUUGGGGACGUCGCGCAACCAUUUCGGUCGAAGCCAUGAAGUACAUCAGUAGGAAAUGGCCAAUCAAUGGAGAAAUUCUCCGUGAUAUUUUCGGCCGACCUGAUUAUUGGUCUGCUGUAAAGACCUCUCGAGAAAAUCGACAUUAUGGUACGUUGAUAAUUUUCGUCGAGAAAGCUGUGGUGACCAACUGUAGGUCUUGUCGAAAAGAGGUUGGAUGUCAGUUCGCUCGAUGGCUCAUGAGCUCGAGGUGGGAUAACAUGGCGGGACCUGUAUCACCGGUUUCCAUAUCCUUCCGGCAUAUCGUGCCAGAGAAUCUCACCGUCUACAUUAUUUCGGGCGAUCCAAAGGAUAGCUGCAUCGGCUCGAUCAAAGACCAGCUUGGCUUCGCCGAGGGACUCAGCCCCUCCGAAUAUAUUCAGCUCGAACAAAGGAGGGCCGCGCAAAGUCCCUUUCUAAUUGUGGCCCAGACUUUGCAGGCAUCGCUCGAGCAGGCUAAAGACUAUGUGGCUAUUGUCAAAGACCGAUUGAUGGGCCAAAUUAACAAAGUCGACGACUACAAUGAAGCAAAGCAUAACUACACAGAAGACCCCAAAGACUUGCAGCGCUUCUGGAGAGACAAGGGUAGAAAUCUCCUAGAAGCCAUCACCGAACAACUUCAUCUAGUCUCUCAAACCAUUGAUUCCGGCAUGGCCAACACGGACAUGUCGAUCAAACUCACUGAUAUCAUAAAAUCUGCCUUUGAUUCCAGCCCGUCAGCGAAGAGUCCUCAAGAGAGUGUUGUUGCGGAGACUGCCGAGCUGCUCGAAUACCUUUCGCACUCGUGGAAUUGCGAAAUGAAUUGGCUCAGGACGUACAAGGCUCGGAAGGACACUACAAUGAACUUUGUCUUCAACGCUGUAACGCAGCAGGACAGUGCCAUCAACAUUGACAUGGCCCGCAAGAUGUCCCGGGACAGUUCGUCAAUGAACGCCAUCACGAUAUUGACCAUGAUCUUCCUCCCCGCUACCUUCGUGUCGGGCGUCUUUAACAGCGGUAUCCUGACGUCGGAAAAGUAUGAGGAAUACGUCCGAUCUCCACUCUUCUGGCCAUAUAUAUGGACCGUCAUCCCGUUCACUGUCUUUGUCCUCAUGCUCUGGCUGACCCGGAAGAGGCUGGAGAGGGUACUAGAAAUGGUUCAUGGACAUUGCAAAGGCGUAUCGCCUCGAAACCCCACUCGAGGCGGGACGAGAUCAUCAUCACGGAGGGAAGGAAUUGCAGGUAACAAGCCUUGA
Molecule: messenger RNA, 1755 nt
Organism: Cladophialophora bantiana CBS 173.52
Lineage: Eukaryota; Fungi; Ascomycota; Eurotiomycetes; Chaetothyriales; Herpotrichiellaceae
Exons: 6
Coding region: 1-1755 (584 amino acids)
Source: RefSeq, a predicted model, not a curated record